Messenger RNA from Prunus armeniaca (apricot), 705 nucleotides. The record is from the annotation of a GenBank genome assembly. NCBI's taxonomy places the organism in Eukaryota, Viridiplantae, Streptophyta, Magnoliopsida, Rosales, Rosaceae.
AUGGCUUAUUCUGCUUCAAUCACAACCGCCCUAUCUCGCUUUUCCCUAAUCCGAUUCUCUCUAAAACUCUCUCCGUCGUUUCCACACACAACCCCAUUUGUUCUCACUAAACCAAAGGCUCCGAAAUACCGGUUCCGCUUGUUUUCAAUGGCGUCCGAGCCGAAAGAAUCACUCGCCAACAAUCCGGGCCUCCACGCCACCCCAGAUGAAGCCACUAAGAGUUACUUCAUGCAACAAACUAUGUUUCGGAUUAAGGACCCUAAAGCCAGUCUUGACUUUUAUUCACGUGUGUUGGGCAUGUCUUUGCUUAAGAGGCUGGACUUUCCAGAAAUGAAGUUUAGUUUGUACUUUUUGGGCUAUGAGGAUCCUACAUCAGCUCCAACUAACCCGGCUGAUAGAACAGUUUGGACCUUUGGCCAGAAGGCUACAAUUGAGUUAACACAUAAUUGGGGUACUGAAAGUGAUCCAGAAUUCAAAGGAUAUCACAAUGGGAAUUCGGAACCUCGAGGCUUUGGACACAUUGGUGUCACAGUUGAUGAUACUUACAAGGCAUGUGAGAGAUUUGAACGUCUCGGGGUGGAGUUUGUGAAAAAGCCAGAUGACGGAAAGAUGAAAGGGAUAGCAUUCAUUAAGGAUCCUGAUGGUUAUUGGGUUGAAAUCUUUGACCUUAAAAUGAUAGGAAGCAUUACAGGUGGUGCUUCGUGA